Messenger RNA from Monodelphis domestica (gray short-tailed opossum), 1560 nucleotides. NCBI's taxonomy places the organism in Eukaryota, Metazoa, Chordata, Mammalia, Didelphimorphia, Didelphidae. The record is from RefSeq and is a predicted model, not a curated record.
AUGGGUGACUGGUCAUUUCUGGGCCGGCUUCUGAAUGAAGUCCAGAACCAUUCCACUGUCAUCGGUAAGAUCUGGCUCACCGCCCUCCUCAUCUUUCGGAUUCUCCUGGUCACAUUGGUGGGCGAUGCCAUCUACGGAGAUGAGCAGUCUAAGUUCACCUGUAACACCCUCCAGCCGGGCUGCACCAACGUCUGCUACAAUAGUUUUGCUCCUAUCUCCCACCUUCGCUUCUGGAUCUUCCAGAUUGUUCUGGUGGCCACACCAUCCAUUUUCUACAUCGUGUGUGUGUUGCAUCAGGUGGCCUUGGAGGAGAGGAUGGAUGUGGAGAGGGACCGUCUGCUGGAGCUGUGGCGAAGACUGGUGCCAGCCACUGGGGAAGUCCUUCCUGGAGUGGGGUCUGGGGUCCUAGUGCCCUCUAGCUCCUUUGAAGGCCACAGUCUGGAUGAGGAGGAGGUCCUUCCAAAGCACCUCCAGUCCACCUCUCAGGACCCCAUCUACCUGGCCAACCGGGCAUUGAUCAUUUACAUCGCCCACGUGGUGCUGAGGGCCUUCCUGGAGUUGGGAUUCCUAGUGGGGCAAUACUACCUGUUUGGGUUUGAUGUGCCUCAUUUGUAUCGCUGUGAAACCUACCCAUGUCCCACCAAGACGGACUGCUUUGUCUCCAGGGCGACAGAGAAAAUGAUCUUUCUGAAUUUUAUGUUCGGCGUUGGGCUUGGCUGUUUUCUUCUGAACUUGGCAGAAUUGCACUACCUGGGAUGGCUCUUUACCUUCCGGAUGCUCUUCAAGGCUUGUGUCAAUUGCUGCCAAUAUCUAGGCAAAGCCCCCCCAUCCCACAGGUCCCGACUGCUGCCUCUUCUGGACUCAAUCCCUCUUCGUCAAGAUGGGGCUAGUCCAGCCUGGAAAACCCCCUGGUCCAGCUCCAAGAGGCGCUACCCAGCCCUGGCCUGCAGCACUGGCUCACCCCGCAGGAGCUCCAGGUUCUUUCCUUCUGGCUACGAAGGCAAACGCGUCAGCCUCGGGGCUCAGCCCUUCACCUGCCUGGGGGAGCGAGUGGGCUUCCUUCCCCCUUUCCCGGACAGAAGCAGCGCUGGCAGGGAUACGGUGCCGGCCGGCCCGGGGCAGCAGCGAAUGUCUAGUGGCUCCUUGGGGGCAGGUUGGGACUGGGAGCCGGCGCUGGAGCGGGGCCGGGCCGGGGCCGGGCCCGAGCCCGAGCCGGUGCAUGCCGCGUCCCUGUGUCUCCUGCCUGGCCGCCAGUCCGGCGGUCUCCGGCGGCCGCCCCCGGGCUCCGGCUUUCCCCCCAGCCUUGCUCGGGCGCUGGGGGUGCGAGAGAAGACACCGGCCCGUCCUUGCCCGGGCCCGAGCAUGGACCGGGUUGCGGACGCCCUCGGACCCAGGGGGUGCAGGGAGGAGGCUGGCGCUGUCCUGCAGGGAGGGCUGGCGGGUUCCUGGGAGUGGCUGCCCCGGCACGGGGCGCCCCGUGGGGCAGCGGUGCCCCCGAUGUCACGCCAGAUGUGUGCAGUAGGCUUGGGCUACACCUGGAGCCGGAUAAGCACCCUGUGA